UACUGUAUGUUUACAGCAGUGUAACUCGCAGCUCACGAGCGACUCUAUGCGCAUGUCAUAUGCAGCUGGAUGCAUUUGCAGAUAGUUUAUUAAGGAACCCAAUCUUUAACCAAUCUUCAUUUGCACGACCGUCUAAAUCUUUUUUGCUCUGGGUAUGGUGGUAGGGCAUGGUUUUCGCUGUUUGAGCCAGCUUGCGGAGCUGCCAGAGUUGCACCAGAUGAUGAGGCAGACAUGUAGGGACUAUGCUCAAAAAGAACUUGCGCCAAUCGCUGCUCAGCUGGACAAAGAUCACAAGUUCCCAGCCAAGCAGGUAAAAGAGCUGGGAGCGAUGGGUGUCAUGGCUGUAGAGGUACCAGAGAGUCUGGGUGGAGCUGGGAUGGAUUAUCUGGCAUACUGUCUGGCCGUGGAAGAGCUCAGCAGAGGAUGUGCUUCGACCGGAGUCAUCGUCAGUGUGAAUAAUUCUCUGUACCUGGGUCCAAUUCUGAAGUUUGGCACAGAAGAACAGAAAAAGCAGUGGAUUACUCCCUUCACCACGGGGGAUAAAGUUGGCUGUUUUGCUCUGAGUGAGCCAGGAAACGGCAGCGAUGCAGGUGCGGCGUCGACACUGGCACAGCAGGAGGGAGACGAGUGGGUCCUGAACGGAACUAAAGCCUGGAUAACCAACUGCUGGGAUGCUUCCGCCACCGUCGUUUUCGCCACAACAGACAAGAGCUUAAAACACAAGGGAAUUAGUGCCUUCCUAGUGCCGAUGCCUCAUCCAGGGUUGUCUUUAGGGAAGAAAGAAGACAAGCUGGGAAUUCGAGCUUCAUCGACUGCAAAUAUCAUUCUGGAAGACUGCCGCAUCCCACUCGGGAACAUGCUGGGAGAGCGCGGAAUGGGCUUUAAGAUUGCAAUGCAAACUCUGGACAGCGGGCGGCUUGGUAUCGCAGCACAGGCUCUUGGUAUCGCUCAGGCGGCGCUGGACUGUGCGGCUGAUUACGCUCAUAAAAGAACAGCUUUCGGCGCUCCCAUUGGGAAACUGCAGGCCAUACAGUUUAAACUGGCAGACAUGGCCUUGGCCACAGAGAGCGCUCGACUGCUCACCUGGAGAGCUGCGAUGCUGAGAGACGCAAAGAAACCUUUCACUAAGGCUAGUCUGUUUUCUAAUUACUAACUAUUGUGAAGGUUAUGGCAAAUGUGCCAAUGGUUUGUUUAAACUUGGGGUUAGUAGGUCAAUGAAUAUGAUGAAAAACGUGUGUGUUUGUUUGUACUCCAGGAAGCUGCUAUGGCUAAACUGGCUGCAUCUGAGGCUGCUACGUUUGUCUCCCACCAGGCCAUCCAGGUGCUGGGCGGGAUGGGUUACGUCACAGACAUGCCUGCUGAGCGACACUACCGUGACGCCCGCAUCACAGAGAUCUAUGAAGGCACCAGCGAGAUCCAGAGAUUAGUCAUCGCUAACAACAUUCUCAAAGAGUAUCAGCAGUAGGAGAGCUGAUGUUCACAUCUGUGCCUGGAUUGGCUGAUCGGGUCAGUCACAGAUCUCAGGACUGUGUUACUGUGACUGGUCACUGAAGAUGUAUUAAUGUUGCUGUAUCACAUAUUGAGUGACUGCCACAAGAGUGCAGUAGAGAGUCUGCAUCAUUUGCCUUUGUAUCAGACUGUAAGGACUAAUCUUCACUGGGAAUUUAAAUGCAUAUCUGAUUGUACCAUAAUAAAUUGUAUUUAUUUGAUAUGCAUUUUGAAAUAAAUAAUGAUCACUUUUUAAUACUA
Molecule: messenger RNA, 1749 nt
Organism: Carassius gibelio (silver crucian carp)
Lineage: Eukaryota; Metazoa; Chordata; Actinopteri; Cypriniformes; Cyprinidae
Gene: acads
Product: acyl-CoA dehydrogenase short chain
Exons: 9
Coding region: 155-1153 (332 amino acids)
Biological process (GO): fatty acid beta-oxidation using acyl-CoA dehydrogenase; butyrate catabolic process
Cellular component (GO): mitochondrion
Molecular function (GO): flavin adenine dinucleotide binding
Source: RefSeq, a predicted model, not a curated record